AUGCUUAGACAACAAACUUCUACGCUUAUACGUGAAUAUGGAACUGGUGAGGUUAAAAGAAACAAUAAGCGUUACCCACAUUAUCUUAACUUUUACGAUAUACCGCCAAUGGACAAUAUUAGUAUAGAGGAAUUUGAGAAAUUUGCUUUAGACAGAUUACAAGUUUUGAAAGCUCUGGAAGCAGCAACAUUACGCAACAAACCAGAAAAUGAAGUUAAAGAGCAUCUCCAAGAACUUUCUAAACAGUAUCUUCCUAUGCAUUCUAACGAUUCCGAACGAGUUUAUCCGCUUGACGAAGAGAGACGCAAGGAUCACGUGUCUCAUUUUAUAUUGCGAUUGGCUUAUUGUAGGAGUGAAGAAUUACGAUCGUGGUUUCUUAAAUACGAAUACAUACUGUUCAAGUUAAGAUAUCUAACAGUAUCGACUAAAGAGAGACAAGAGUUUUUGAACCAUCAAAAUUUAACAUGGAAAAUCUUAAGUCGAUCAGAUAAAGACAUGAUGAAGGCAGACUUACAAGCCGCGUCUCCACACGUUGUUGUCGAUACAGAAACGUUUUUUGAGGUCGAGUUUGAAAAAGUGCUCGACAUGGUAGCACGUCGUUCUGUUCAUUUGCGUGGAGGCACAGCAUAUGUACCUAUAUCUGAUCAAGUGACACUUGUUAUGGAUGAAUUCAAAAAUAGAUUGGCAAAAGCUCUCGAGAUAACGGCGAAAGAGUUCCCUAAACUUGACGAGGAUGAUAGGAUUAUGCCAAUACUUAAUAAUAUUAAUAGAUAUUAUUUGGGAAACAGCUUUGCCAACUCCACGAAAGUUACUGGCAAUAUAACUGCGUUUGACGUGGAUAGGCUCGUCGAACACUUUCCGCUAUGCAUGAGACAUUUACAUCGAAAGUUACGCGACGAUAAACACUUGAAGCAUUACGGUAGAAUGCAAUAUAAUCUUUUUCUCAAGGGAAUCGGUCUUCCUUUGGAGGAAGCACUUAUAUUUUGGCGGAAGUCGUUCUCAAAAUUUAGUGAUGAGCAAUUUCAAAAGAAUUAUGCCUACAAUGUGAGACAUAACUACGGCAUGGAAGGAAAGCGUGUCAACUAUACCCCAUACAAGUACGUAUAUCCCGAGUCUAAACCUGCUGUUAAAAUACACUUUGCUCAUUUCGAAACCAAUGGCAGCUGCAGCAAAAUUAUCAAUAAUAACCAACCAGGACCGGAGGAACACCACGGAUGUCCCUUUCGUCAUUUUUCAGAAGAAAGCCUACGUGUAACUCUUGCAAGUGUGGGAGUGAGAAAUGACGCUUAUAUUAGGGAGAUUAUUAAUCUAGUAAGGAAUAAGCAUUAUCAAGUUGCUUGCACGCGAUAUUACGAAAUAACAAGAGGUGGCGAGCGAGGAAUGAUGGAUACAAUUGAACAUCCAAAUCAUUUCUUUGAACAAAGUUAUAAACUUAGCAUCAAGCAAGGUGACUCUUGA
Messenger RNA from Paraglomus occultum, 1458 nucleotides. NCBI's taxonomy places the organism in Eukaryota, Fungi, Glomeromycota, Glomeromycetes, Paraglomerales, Paraglomeraceae. The record is from the annotation of a GenBank genome assembly.